Messenger RNA from Gavia stellata (red-throated loon), 1689 nucleotides. Its product is annotated as dentin matrix acidic phosphoprotein 1-like. The coding region runs from base 22 to 1689 and encodes 555 amino acids. The transcript is spliced from 4 exons. Gene Ontology annotation, biological process: ossification; extracellular matrix organization. The record is from RefSeq and is a predicted model, not a curated record. Lineage: Eukaryota; Metazoa; Chordata; Aves; Gaviiformes; Gaviidae.
GCCGCGGGGAUCUCAACCGACAUGAGGGCUGCGUUGCUGGUGCUGCUCCUCUGGGCCGUAGCCUGCGCUCACCCCGUGCCCGGCCGCGAGCCUGCCCGGCCCCGCCGCGGUGCCCAGCAGGAGGACGCAGCAAGCGAAGAUUACAUCAACAAGUUGGGCAACCUCCCGGGUGGUGGAGAUGACAGACGUCCUCCUGCCAGUGCGGAGAGGGGGGACAAUGCCCUUGCCGAGGACCCGGCGGGUGGGAAUGCCGUGGGCGAGGAGCUGGGCGAGCACGAUGGCCGAGACAAGGGAGGCAGAGCUGGGGAGGCUCAGCACCUGAACUGGGUGGACCAUGAGGACACGAGCGCCCGGGAUGGGAAUGGCCUUGGUUUCCUGGAGGAGGACGCACGCGACGCUGACGAUGAUGACAACAGAGAGCACCAUGGCACUGGAGUCAACGGGCUUCCCUCCCAUGCCGGCGGGCUCAUGGACGAGGAGGACGACAGUGGGGACGACACCUUCGAUGAGAAUGGGGCAGAGGAGGGGAGCGAAGGUCCUACUUACGUGGCUGGUGCCGACAGGGCGGGCGAACACGGCCGCGACGCUGGCCGUGGGGACGCCGGGGCUGGCAGAGGGCACGGCGACAGCAGCAGUAGUAGCAGCAGCGAGAGCAUCGGGGCGGACCACCGGCGGUACAGGAACUAUCUCGGCAGCUGGUAUGAGCGGAGCUACAGGCGGGGAGGCGGCAGCAGCAGCAGCCAGGAGGAGGAGGAAGAGAGCUAUGACUUCGAGGACGAAGCCAUGCAGGGAGAUGAUCCCUCCAUCUUCGAUGGCCCGGGCAGCAGCUACAAGGGGCGCCGAGCUGGCCCCCGCGCCCCGGGGAGCAGCCGAGAGAGCGGCCGGGGGGCUGGCUCCCAACGCUGGGAGGAGGGCGACAGCAGGUCCCCAGAGGUGGAGGACGCUGACUCGGCAGAAGAGAGCCCAUCCACGGAGGACACCAGUCGGUUGGAAGAGCCUGUCGACAGCCGGUCAGAGGAAGACAGCGCCAGCCGCUCCGGGGAGGACGGGGAUGGGGAGGACAGCCCCUCCAGGGAGGGCGAGGGCAGCGAGUCCAGGGAGGGCACUGCUGACCGGUCGGACAAAGAGCCGGGGGAGUCCCCGGAGGACAACUCCCAGGAGGUGGUGAGCACGUCGAGCGAGCGCAGCGGCAGCCGGUCCCGGGAAGGGCAGGAGGACCGGGAGUCUGCCGAGGACAGGAGCGUGCCGUCCACGCCUGACAGCGAGUCCGGGGAAGACGAGGGCGACCAGAGUAAGUCCGGGGAAGAUGAUGGCGACCAGAGCCAGUCCGCAGAGGACACCGUGGAAGAGUCAAAGGAGGACGAGAAUGACUCCAACCCUGACGGGGAUGUGCCGAGCGCAUCAGCCGAGAGCCGGAGCGCAUCCCCGGAGGAUGACAGCAGCCAAGAGGACAAUGCAGGCGAGGACAGCAGGUCCACAGAGAGCACCAACAGCGAGUCCCAGGAGGACGAUGAUGAUGAGGAGGAGGAGAGCCACUCCCAGGAGGAUGCCACCCAUGAGUCCAGCAGCCGUGGGGACGACAGCUCGCUGCAGAGCCUGGAGAGCGGGAGUCGCAAACGGCGGCCGGGCGCCUACCGCAAGAAGCCUGCAGCCGACUACGACGACAACGACUGCCAGGACGGGUACUAA